AUGCAAUGGGGGCGUUUUGGUCCUUUGGGGGUGAACCGCAGGGGGAAUUGGGGUCGUGGCGCAGGGGCCAUUGGAGCCUUUGAGGGCAAACCGCGGGGGCGGUUGGGCGCCUUUGGGGUGAGCGCCCCCAUGCUCCCCCCAAAGGACCCCAACCCCCCCCUGCGGUUCACCCCCAAGGCCUCCAAUGGCCCCUGCGCCACGACCCCAAUGCCCCCCACGGUUCGCCCCCAAAGGACCCCAACCCCCUCCUGCGGUUCACCCCCAAGGCCUCCAAUGGCCCCUGCGCCACGACCCCAAUGCCCCCCACGGUUCGCCCCCAAAGGACCAAAACGCCCCCCGCGGCCUCAAACACCCCCCGUGGUGGCAAACUACUUGGGGUCCUUUGAGGGCAAACCACGGGGGCCGUUGGGCGCCUUUGGGGUGAGCGCCCCCACGCUCCCGGCAAAGGACCCCAACCCCCCCCUGUGGUUCACCGCCAAGGCCUCCAAUGGCCCCUGCGCCACGACCCCAAUGCCCCCCACGGUUCGCCCCAAAGGACCCCAACCCCCCCCUGCGGUUCACCCCCAAGGCCUCCAAUGGCCCCUGCGCCACGACCCCAAUGCCCCCCGCGGACCCCAACCCCCCCUGCGGUUCACCCCCAAGGCCUCCAAUGGCCCCUGCGCCACGACCCCAAUGCCCCCCACGGUUCGCCCCCAAAGGACCCCAACCCCCCCCCUGCGGUUCACCCCCAAGGCCUCCAAUGGCCCCUGCGCCACGACCCCAAUGCCCCCCACGGUUCACCCCCAAAGGAUCUCAACCCCAAAUUUACUCAGUGCAUCUUAA
Molecule: messenger RNA, 822 nt
Organism: Conger conger (European conger)
Lineage: Eukaryota; Metazoa; Chordata; Actinopteri; Anguilliformes; Congridae
Exons: 3
Coding region: 1-822 (273 amino acids)
Source: RefSeq, a predicted model, not a curated record